Ruditapes philippinarum (Manila clam) is the source of this 987-nucleotide messenger RNA. RefSeq lists its product as uncharacterized. The record is from RefSeq and is a predicted model, not a curated record. The transcript has a single exon. Bases 1 to 987 code for a protein of 328 amino acids. NCBI's taxonomy places the organism in Eukaryota, Metazoa, Mollusca, Bivalvia, Venerida, Veneridae.
AUGAACAAUUUACCAGCAUUUCCAAGUUUUGAUCUUGAAACGGAUAAAUCCAAUGCAGGCACGCGUUGGGAGAAAUGGAUUGGGCGCCUCGAAAAUUUAUUUGUGGGGAUGAAAAUAUCAAACGCUGACCAGAGAAGAGCAUUAUUACUACAUUACGCCGGAGAAAAAGUGUACGACAUCUAUGACGUAGAGAAAAAGGACAGCGCAGCGACUUACGACGCAACAAAAAAGGUACUUAGCGACUAUUUUGCUCCCAGAAAGAACGUUCAAAUUGAAAUUUACAACUUUAGAUCAUACAAGCAAUUAGAAGCACAAACGAUUGAUGAAUAUGUGACUGAGUUAAGAACUUUGGCAAAGAACUGUGCAUUCGCAGACAUUGACAAUGAAAUUUUACAACAAGUGAUACAACAUGGCCGCUCAAAUCAACUCAGAAGAAGAGCGUUACGUGAACCAGAUAAAAAACUCGAUGACAUUAUUACAAUGGGACGUAUGUUUGAACAAUCAGAUAUGCAAGCAUCCGCAAUGGAAAAUUCAGAAAAUUCUAGAUCUGUACACAAGGUUUCAAAGUUCAAUAGUAGAACACGAGGACGAGCGCCGAUGUCUCAUGGCCGUGGGAACAGUAGAGGGUCGUAUGCAAAUUUUGGAGGUCGUGGGAAAUAUGGUCCGAAGAACCAAUCGAAUCAACGAAGUAGACCACGUGAUGGUGCGUCAGCCAAUACUUGCAGAAAAUGUGGUUAUGAAUUCCCGCACAGAGAUAAGCCGUGCCCAGUCACAGGUAAAACCUGCAAUGUAUGCAAGAAACCUAAUCAUUUCGCGCGCUGCUGUUUAGCGCCGAAAUAUCAGCAUGUCAAAGAGGUCAGCGAUAACGCCAGCAGUUCGCUACAGUUCGAUUCGGAAGAGGAGUACCUCUAUAACAUCACAGUGAAAAAUGUCGGUAAACAAAAAGGAUCAAAAACGCCCAAAACACAGAUAAAAGUCAACGAAUAA